Molecule: messenger RNA, 672 nt
Organism: Fraxinus pennsylvanica
Lineage: Eukaryota; Viridiplantae; Streptophyta; Magnoliopsida; Lamiales; Oleaceae
Source: the annotation of a GenBank genome assembly
AUGGCUGAGGACGAAAUCUCAGAAGUUGAACAGCUCCCUGAGAUUCUAGUCAGGGGCGGAGGCGGGUCGUCAACAAAUUUCUCCGUUGGUGUUGCUGAUCUUACUGUGGGGCUGAUCUUUGAUGUGAUGCGGAAAAUUAGUGCUGCAAAUCGCUUUGUGAAAGACGGGCUCUGGCCUAAAGCAGGAGAUUAUCCAUUUGGCUCCAAGUUGGGUGGCAAGAAAGUUGGGAUCGUGGGAUUAGGCAGCAUUGGCUUAGAAGUCUCGGGGAGGCUAGAGGCAUUCGGCUACAUCUGCGAACUAGUUGCCAUAUCCGAUGUCCUUGUCAUCUGUUGCGCUUUAACGGAGCAAACUCGUCAUCUAAUCAACCGUGAGGUUCUUUUGGCACUCGGAAAGAGAGGAUUUAUCGUGAAUGUAGCACAUGGAGCUAUAAUCGAUAAGAAGCAAUUGGUGCUUUGUUUACAACAAGGACUGAUAGCUGGUGCUGGAUUGGAUGUGUUUGAAAAUGAACCCCAUGUUCCUGAAGCACUUUUCUCACUACAUAAUGUAGUGUUGUCGCCUCAUUGUGCGGCCUUCACAGAAGAAUCCUUUCGGGAUUCAUAUGAAAUUGCGUCUGGUAAUUUGGAGGCAUUCUUCUUGAAUAAGCCAUUGCUUUCUCCGGUUCUAAGCAAGUAG